GCAACAAACAAUAUUUAACUAGUUAUUAAAUGAGACGCGGUAUUCUUUUAAUUAUUAAUAUGGCUUUAAUGGCUUGGAAAGUGUACAGACGAUGUUGAACGUGCGAGUAUUACUUAGCGAGGUUCACAGUGCCGAUAUUAAUUAGCGAGUGAUUUUGCCUGCUGCCGCUACAAGUCAGCGGACCAGCACAAGAAAAACGUACAAAGAGAGCGCCACAGAGAGUGCAGUAAAGGGCGCAAUAGAGAGUGCAAAGGAAAGGGUUAGAAGCUAAGUAGGGUGCUCCAACAAUACAUAUAUAAAAGACAUGUUUAAGUACAGUAGUGGUUACUGUUGUUGGUGCAUGUGCAGUCUGCAAAGGGACAAAGUUUUGCCUGUUUGACUCACCGCCAGAUAUGGGCUGCGUGUCUGCUGGCCCUGGAUGUCGGAUCGUAAGCCCCGGUGGAUUCAUGAACGCUGGCUGGGGUGGCCUUGCCCCAGCGGAACAGGCCGGAACCAAGCCCAACUCCUCCAAUUCUGCUACCUGGCGUUUGAAUUCUGCCACAGUAUGGACAUCUUGAUGCCGUAUCCUGAUGUUGAUCGCCGGCCGGCUAUUGCUAUGGAUGAGCCUCAGCUGAUCCUCCCCAGGCAUGUCGACAUCGAGCAUCAGUUCCAGCUUCGCCUGCACAUAGGACGACGUGAGGGGCCGCCGGAUACGCUUUCAGUAGUUCCGCGCGGAAAUCGGCCCACGGCUGGGUCGAGUUUCGCCUUGUGCGGUCCCACGUCAGUGCCGCGCCCUGCAGGAUAUUGGCCUGUGCAGAAAUGCUCGUGGGUCCCCGCUGCCAUCGGAAUGUACUCCCCAUUGUGCCACCUCCCCAUCGGAAGCGCCCAUUGGUAGACGAAUUACUAGCUAUGGUCCGAGCGGUCCGAUAGCGCGUACAGCACACCCAUAGUGCUGGUACGUAAGAAGAAUGGGGCGUGGCGGAUGUGCAUCGACUACCGCCAGCUGAAUGAGCGCUCGGAGCCAGACGCAUACUCCAUUUCGAGAAUCCAACAUAUUCUCGAACAGCUACGACAGGUGAAAUACAUCAGCAGCAUCGACUUGCGAAACGGAUACUGGCAGAUACCCAUGGAGCGAGCCAGUCGUAAGUAUACCGCAUUCACAGUGCCUGGACAGGGCCUUUUCUAAUGGUGGGUGACGCCGUUUGGCUUGCACUCGGCCUCAGUCACCUUCCAGCGGGCGUUAGAUAGCGUCAUGGGCCACACGCGUUUGCCUAUCUGGACGACAUAGUUGUGGUUGCGAAGACAAUCGAAGAACACCUAUGGGUGGGUAAAUCAAGAUAAGUGUGAGUUUUUCCGCAGGUCUAUACGCUACCUGGGGCACCUGGUGACAGAAGACGGGAUACAGACGGAUCCAAAAAAGGGGGCAGCCAUACAUGAAUUGAAGCCCCCAACCAACCUAAAACAGCUGCGGCAGUACAUCUGUGCUGAAGGAGUGCCACGACGAUCCAACGGCUGGGCAUUUGGGUAUGGUAUAUGGUAAAAUUGAGUUAAGUUAGUCGAAGUACAGCCACGAAGGCGGACAGAUGCAUUUUGUAGAAAUCUUAAGUUAAGCAACACGAAGUGUAAAAUUAUUCAUAAGCCACGAGGCGCAAUAAAAUUAUAAGGCACACAUAAAUAUUGAAACGCAACCACCCAGCGACUUCCAAGCUUUAUUUCUUAUUUGGUAUCGAGGCUCCCCUAUGUCCUA
This is a messenger RNA of Scaptodrosophila lebanonensis, 1726 nucleotides long. RefSeq lists its product as uncharacterized. The transcript is spliced from 2 exons. Bases 419 to 874 code for a protein of 151 amino acids. NCBI's taxonomy places the organism in Eukaryota, Metazoa, Arthropoda, Insecta, Diptera, Drosophilidae. The record is from RefSeq and is a predicted model, not a curated record.